Rotaria sp. Silwood1 is the source of this 1749-nucleotide messenger RNA. The record is from the annotation of a GenBank genome assembly. NCBI's taxonomy places the organism in Eukaryota, Metazoa, Rotifera, Eurotatoria, Philodinida, Philodinidae.
AUGGCAAAUCAUAUGGCUGGUGCAGCAAUUAACGAAUUAGUCCGAGUAGGUCAUGAAGAAUUAGUUGGAGAAAUAAUUCGUUUGGAAAACGAUUUAGUAACAAUUCAAGUGUACGAAGGCAUAUCUGGUAUUACCAUUGGAGAUCCUGUUCUACGAACGGGCAAACCUUUAUCCGUCGAACUUGGUCCAGGCAUAAUGACAAGUAUUUUCGAUGGUAUUCAACGACCUCUUGCAAUGAUUUAUGAUUAUACAAAAAGUAUCUAUAUUCCACGUGCUAUCAAUGGUCCUUCUUUAAAUCGUUCGACAUUAUGGCAUUUUACUCCUGAAAAUCGCAUUCAAAUUGGUAGUCAUAUUACUGGUGGAGAUAUAUUUGGUACAGUACCAGAAGAUCAAAUGAUUCAACAUCGAUUAAUGCUUCAUCCAAAAGUAAAAGGAACUGUGACUUAUAUUGCAUUGGAAGGCAAUUAUGCCCUUGAAGAUGUUAUUCUUGAAACUGAAUUCAAUGGAGAAAAACGUGAACAUACAAUGCUUCAAAUUUGGCCAAUUCGACAAAUGCGACCAGUGACUGAAAAACUUGUUCCUAAUCAUCCAUUAUUAAUGGGACAACGUGUUUUAGAUUCAUUAUUUCCAUGUGUUCAAGGUGGUACAAUAGCUAUUCCAGGUGCUUUUGGUUGUGGAAAAGGAGCUAUCACUCAAUCAUUAUCAAAAUAUUCUAAUAGUGAUGUUAUGGUUUAUGUUGGAUGUGGAGAACGUGGAAAUGAAAUGGCUGAAGUGUUACAAGAUUUUCCACAAUUAACAAUGGAAGUAGAAGGAAAAGAAGUAUCGAUUAUGGAACGAACAACAUUAGUAGCCAAUACAACCAAUAUGCCAGUUGCUGCACGUAUAACAUUGUCGGAAUAUUUUCGUGAUAUGGGUUAUAAUGUUACACUGAUGGCUGAUUCGACCUCACGUUGGGCUGAAGCUUUACGUGAAAUUUCUAUUGGUUUAGCUGAAAUGCCUGCUGAUUUAGGUUAUCCAACUUAUCUUGGCGCACGUUUAGCUUCAUUUUAUGACCGUGCUGGUCGUGUUCGGUGUUUAGGUAAUCCAGAACGUGACGGUUCUGUGAGCAUUGUUGGAACAGUAUCUCCCCCUGGUGGUGAUUUCACUGAUCCACUAACAGCAAUAACACUAAGUACUGUUCAAGUAUUUUGGGCUUUAGAUAAGAAAUUAGCACAACGUAAACAUUUCCCAUCGGUGAAUUGGUUUAUUUCAUAUAGUAAAUAUACACAUGUUCUUGAUGAUUAUUAUGAGAAAAAUUUUCCUGAAUUUGUUCCAUUACGCACGAAGUGUAAAGAAAUAUUAGAAGAAGAAAAAAAUCUUUUUGGUAUUGUUCAAUUAGUGGGAAAAUCAUCAUUAUCUGAAACAGAUCAAAUUACAUUGGAAGUUGCUCGUAUGAUUAAAGAAGAUUUUCUUCAACAAAAUAUGUUUUCAUCUUAUGAUAAAUAUUGUCCAUUUUAUAAGUGUGUAGCUAUGCUACGUAAUAUCAUUGCUUUCUAUGAUUUGUCCCGUCAUGCCGUUGAAACAACAGCUCAAUCGAAAAAGAAAAUAACUUGGAAUGAUAUUCGAACUAAUUUAGGUGAUAUUCUUCAUCAAUUAACUUGGAUGAAGUUUAAGGAUCCAACGAAGGAUACUGAAGAAAAGAUCAAAUAUGAUGUUGAAGAGUUAAAUGAACGAAUGCAAGCAGCUUUUAGUGCUAUGGAAGAAAGAUAA